AAUGGGUUCCAUGAGGCAAGUGUGACCCUGAAGCCCAGCCCUGCAGCCACAGCCCGACACCCAGCUGGGCAGGCAGAGCACCAUGGAUGGCAUCAUUGAACAGAAGAAUAUGCUGAUGCACAGUAAGAUCAACGAUGCUGGCAAGAGGAAUGGCUUAAUUAACACCAGAAACUUCAUGGCUGAGAGCAGAGAUGGCCUGGUGUCUGUUUACCCAGCACCCCAGUAUCAGAACUGCCGGCUGCUGGGCAGUGCGGCAGCAGCCACCCUGGACAGCGGCAGGAGUGAGCCGGUCCAGCAGCUGCUGGACCCCAACACCCUGCAGCAGUCAGUGGAGUCCCACUACCACCCUAACAUCAUCCUCUACUCCGAGGGCAUGCUGCGCUCCUGGGGGGAUGGCGUGGCUGCCGACUGCUGCGAGACCACCUUCAUUGAGGACCGGUCACCCACCAAAGAGAGUCUGGAGUACCCCGAUGGGAAGUUCAUUGACCUCUCAGCUGAUGACAUCAAAAUCCACACCCUCUCCUAUGAUGUGGAGGAGGAAGAGGAAUUUCAGGAUCUGGAG
Molecule: messenger RNA, 562 nt
Organism: Myotis brandtii (Brandt's bat)
Lineage: Eukaryota; Metazoa; Chordata; Mammalia; Chiroptera; Vespertilionidae
Product: synapse differentiation-inducing gene protein 1
Exons: 1
Biological process (GO): synaptic vesicle clustering; positive regulation of synapse assembly
Cellular component (GO): synaptic vesicle membrane; excitatory synapse; intracellular membrane-bounded organelle
Source: RefSeq, a predicted model, not a curated record